GUCAAAGUGGCCUCCACGUCGCCCGGGCGGCCAAGAUGGCGGCGGCGGAGGGGAGCGGGGCCGGGGGGACCCUGUUCCCAGGUCUGGCAGAUGUGUCCAUAUCCCAGGACAUUCCAGUGGAAGGGGAGAUCACUGUCCCUGUGGGAUCUCACUCUCCUGAUGAGGAUUUCUCCACACUGGAUGAGCCAGUCAAGGACACAAUUAUGAGGGACCUGAAGGCUGUUGGGAAGAAGUUUGUCCAUGUCAUGUAUCCCAGGAAGAGCAGCACCCUCCUCAGGGACUGGGAUCUGUGGGGCCCAUUGGUGCUGUGUGUCUCCCUGGCUCUGAUGCUGCAGGGUGGCUCUGCAGACAGCAAGGAUGAUGGAGGGCCCCAGUUUGCCGAGGUCUUUGUCAUCAUCUGGUUCGGGGCCGUCGUCAUCACGCUCAACUCGAAGCUCCUGGGAGGCACCAUCUCCUUCUUCCAGAGCCUGUGUGUGCUGGGGUACUGUGUGAUGCCUCUGACCGUGGCCAUGCUGGUGUGCAGGCUGGUGCUGCUGGCGGGCGCGGGCACCGUCAGCUUCAUCAUCCGCCUCAUCGUGGUGGGGGCCAUGUUCGCCUGGUCCACCCUGGCAUCCACGGCGUUCCUGGCAGACAGCCAGCCCCCCAACCGCAAGGCCCUGGUCGUGUACCCCAUCUUCCUCUUCUACUUUGUCAUCAGCUGGAUGAUCCUGACGUUCACCCCGCAGUGAGCACCAUCCCAAGGGGCUGCUACACUGACUGGACUUUCUCAUGGACGCUGCAGUGAAUCCUUGGCUUUAUCUCCUUCUAAUUUAUAUAUAGGGAUACUGUAAAAAGGCAGGUUGUGGGAUAAAGCCAGAGGGCUGCAAAAAGUGCUCAUUUGUGUGUCACUCUUUGUGAAAGAUGCUGAGGUCCAACUGCUGAGGGGUUUAUUUAGCCCUGUUCUCUACUGGUGUUAAAUAAACAAUGCCCACUGGGACAGGGAUUGCUCCAUCUGAGGAGAAAGUGGGAAAUCCUGGAUUUUCAAGCUGCUGGGAGAUGAAGAUUUUGCACAAGUUGGCAGAUAUCCUGCCCGUGCUUGGAUUCUCACUGAAGAUAAAAAUGCCUUAUCAAACCAUAGAACUUCACUGCAAUGAUGUGUGGAGAGGAAAGAGAUGUGUCUGACUCUUUUUCAUUCCCUUCUAGAGUGGUGGGAUGUGCACCAGCCAUUGUGGGACUGGGGCUUUCCCAGGAAAGGAGAGUUCAGUCAAAACUCAGUUUUGCAGGGAAUGGAGCUGGUGGCAGGGAGUUGCUUUUGCCCAUAUCCAAAUGUUGUGUGUGUCCAUCCCUUCAUGUGGCAGGAGAGAAGGUUCCAGCUUGGUGCCUUCAGCACUGCCUCUGUGAGGGGACUGUGGGCUCACUGCAAGCUGCAGACCUGUGACCAGAGGGAACAAAGCUCAGAGUCCUGCAGAAAUGCUGAGACUGCUUUGUAGCAAAGUCUGGGCUCUCACGCUGCAUUUGGGAAGUGAAAAUUCCUUGGGAAGUACCAUGAAUGUGUAUCUAUGAUAAAAACAAAAAGUUCUGUGCGCAAAGUUGAGGUUUUGGGUCAUAAAAACCCUACCAGGGCUUGGGCCCCAGAGUGUUAAAACAGCUUGAAGGAAGGGAAAUAAAUGGUACUGGAGGUGUUGGUGCUCUGAAGCAGGAUAUGAAUUCUGCUCUCACCUGCCUCUGUGUGACUGUUCCUUUGGUUGUUCAUGGGGACAGCAAAGAAAUGUGUGCAAAUGUGCAUUUUGUUCCCUUGUACUUCCCAGGAGAUGUCAGACACUGUACUGUGGGGUUUUAAUUUUGCUUAAUACUUUAAUAAAAGGGAGGGGGCUCCACCAGUCACUGCAGGUUCAUUGUGUACCUCUCCUGGGUACAGGUGUGCAAGAGUCAGGUGCAUUUUGGCACAGACACUGGGAGCUGGGACUUGCUUUUGGAAACUACAGAAAUGAUUCCUGUUGUCUGUUGUUCUCAUUCAGCAAUCCAUGAAAUAUCUGGGGUGAAAAAGCUGCUGUAAAAUGUUAUUUUUCCUACAUUUGUGCAGACAGACUGAAACUGAGGUCUGUGGGUUCUGCUGAGGUGUGAAUGUGCCUAAUUUCUACUUCUUUGUGCAAGAGCUGUCUGUGCUGUAAACACUGGCAGUGGGUGGGAGCUGGGAUGGAAAUUGCUGAAUUUCAGAUUAAAAGUGCAUUUUUGCAUUAAUGGA
Molecule: messenger RNA, 2224 nt
Organism: Zonotrichia albicollis (white-throated sparrow)
Lineage: Eukaryota; Metazoa; Chordata; Aves; Passeriformes; Passerellidae
Gene: YIPF6
Product: Yip1 domain family member 6
Biological process (GO): endoplasmic reticulum to Golgi vesicle-mediated transport
Cellular component (GO): membrane; trans-Golgi network
Source: RefSeq, a predicted model, not a curated record